AUAAUAUUUGUUUUAUAUAAUUUUCAAAGUUGAAAGUUCGAAAGAUGAAAUGUGAAGGGCGGAGAGAGUUAAUUAGGGUCAUGAUAAGAGGCGGUAAAAAGCAAGGGAAAGAGCGUUGGGUGGCCUGUGAAACCCAUAAAUAACAAGAGGUGAAAGAGAGAUGAAACUACAUUAUUAAUCCCACAGGUCAACAGGCUCCUUCCUCAUCCCUCUCUUUCUUUCUCUUUGCCAUCCAUUCCCAAGUCAAAGCCAGCUCUUACAGGGCAAACCGUGCUCCCUGGCCCAUCACAUAAGACAAGACUCACCCCCACAAACCUUUCAUUUCAUACAAAUAAUCUCUUUUCCCAUGCGCUUCUGCCCCUUCAAAGUCGAAUACCCCACUCUUGUCUUAUUCUCUCUGAUCCCAUCAUCAGCUUAAUUAUUUCCAUCGACAUAGUAAACUUCACCUCCAGACCAUUAGGUCAAAAGCUAGCUCGUUGUUCGUACGAUGUAAGUUUUUGUUGUCAUGUUUUAAUGGUAGUUUGUUUCUCAUAUACUUCUGCAAAUUAACGUUGUAUUUACCGGCUGUAACUGCACAAGGUUUUGUCACUGUGAUUCAGCGUCAACUUUUACUCGGGGCUAGCUUGUCUUUACAUACGGGUCGACCUGACUUAGGGUUAUUGCUUAAAGCUGUCAGCCCUAUAUAUAUAGUAAUGGAGAAAGAAGAAAACUACUCGGUACUCAAAUCAUAAUCGUAUCUCCUUCUUGCACUUCACUAUUUCCAUAUCUUUUUUGUUUUAGAAAAAAAAAAUCUUUGAAUUCACUACCAUGUUAUUCUGCUACAAACUUGAUUUCUUCCAGGCAAAUUUUACGGGACUAGAUUAUUCUUUAGACCAUCACAAUCAUGACCCUCAUCAUCAAGAUCAGCUAAUGAAGCAGCCACGGAUUGGGGAAACUUCUGGUGAUAACAAUGGAAUGAUUGAUUAUAUGCUCAAUAAUCCUCAUCAACAACAGCAGCAGAUAUCUUCUUCCGGUUUUUGCGCUACUCCAACUUCUUUUGAUAAACUGAGUUUCGCUGAUGUUAUGCAGUUUGCAGAUUUUGGCCCCAAAUUAGCAUUAAACCAAACAAGGAUCCCUGAAGAAGAAACUGGAAUUGACCCUGCUGGUUACUUCCUCAGGUUUCCUGUUUUAAAUGACAAGUUAGAGGAUCAAUCGUUAAUGCUUCCUCCAUCUGGGAUUGAAAAUGUGGAGGGUAGAGCUGCUGCAGGAUUAAUGGUAGAAGAAAAGGGGAAUAAUAUUGGAGAAGAUGAAGAAGCUAGGGUUUCAGAUAAUGCUUCAGUGCAACUUUGUUUUCUUGGAGAAGAUGCUCAAAACAAAAACCCAAUACCUGAAGCUAAGAACAAGAGGAAGAGACCAAGAACAAUCAAAACAAGUGAAGAAGUUGAGAGCCAGCGGAUGACUCAUAUAGCUGUUGAAAGAAAUCGAAGGAAGCAAAUGAAUGAACAUCUUCGCGUCUUGAGAUCCCUCAUGCCAGGCUCAUACGUUCAAAGGGGAGAUCAAGCCUCAAUCAUUGGUGGAGCCAUAGAGUUUGUGAGAGAAUUAGAGCAACUUCUUCAAUGCCUGGAAUCUCAGAAGAGGAGAAGAUUGUAUGGAGAAGCUUCACGGCAGAUGGGAGACACCUCCUCUAUGGCGAUUCAACAACAGCAACAACAACAACCGUUCUUUCCUCCUACGUCUCUCCCGAAUGAUCAAAUCAAGCUAGUGGACUACGACACCGGACUCCGUGAAGAAACAGCUGAAAAUAAAUCUUGCUUGGCAGAUGUAGAAGUCAAGCUUUUAGGAUUUGAUGCAAUGAUUAAGAUCCUUUGUAGGAGAAGACCAGGCCAACUGGUUAAGACCAUAGCAGCUCUAGAAGAUUUGCAGCUCAAUAUCCUUCAUACCAACAUCACCACCAUUGAACAAACAGUUCUAUAUUCAUUUAAUGUCAAGGUUGCGAGUGAAUCUAGGUUCAGCGCAGAAGAUAUUGCGAGCUCGGUUCAACAAAUAUUCAGCUUCAUUCAUUCAAACUGCAGCAUGUAAUGUGCAAAUCUGGCUAUAGGUUGAGGAAAAAUGAGGGAGCUGUUCUGUCCACUGUCCAGUCAAAGAUACCCUUAUUUGGCUCUUUUCAUUAACCUUUUUCAAUUUAGUUGAUUUGUCAUAGAAACUUACAAUAGUUGUCAGUGAACCCAGAUUGCACUCUUUCUGAGCAAACUUUCUGCGUACUUAUAUUUUCAU
Durio zibethinus is the source of this 2253-nucleotide messenger RNA. Its product is annotated as transcription factor FAMA-like. NCBI's taxonomy places the organism in Eukaryota, Viridiplantae, Streptophyta, Magnoliopsida, Malvales, Malvaceae. Gene Ontology annotation, biological process: positive regulation of DNA-templated transcription; stomatal complex development; guard cell differentiation. The record is from RefSeq and is a predicted model, not a curated record. Gene Ontology annotation, molecular function: DNA-binding transcription factor activity; protein dimerization activity. Gene Ontology annotation, cellular component: nucleus.